Molecule: messenger RNA, 1236 nt
Organism: Fusarium musae
Lineage: Eukaryota; Fungi; Ascomycota; Sordariomycetes; Hypocreales; Nectriaceae
Exons: 3
Coding region: 1-1236 (411 amino acids)
Source: RefSeq, a predicted model, not a curated record
AUGACAUACAGCGGUUUCAUUCAAUGGCAUACAGGCUUUUCUCACUCACAGCAAAGUCGGCUUCAGAGAUCGGUGUGGGAUGACGCAAGUGACCUAUUCUCAAGACUAUCCGUUUCUCUCGGCUCACAUGCCAAUUUUAUCAAAGAGAACAGUUCUGUGCAAGGUGAGCUUCCCAGCCACAAUGAUUCAAUAGAGUGGCCUAAUUCCAAAGACUAUGAAGCCCUUCAAGCGGCAUUCCAGCAGUACUCUUAUGGCCUCAAGUCAGAAUGGAAGAAUUUCGAGACCGACGAAAAUGACCGACGCCGUAGGAGAAAGUAUGAAGUGGCUGAAUGGAUCACCUCUUCUCGGAAGAUGCAACGUUUGCAGAAUGAAUUUCGCGAGAUGACAAUCUGCCCGAAGAGUGGCCGUUGGCUUUUCCGAAACUACAGCGAUAUUUCGGAGUGGAUGGGAGAGGAAGACCCUCCUCACUCAGCCAUAUGGCUGCAUGGAAACGUGGGAUACGGUAACUACUCCCCAGAGACCCCCAAUACGAUGCUGACGAAUUCAGGCAAAACGGUACUUGCAUCUCUGAUAGUUGAUGAACUGAAAUCAUCCAAACUCCAGAAUACCAUGCCCUCGUUUCCGGAGGCCAGCAAGGCAUGCUACUUUUACUGCCAAGAAAACGACAUCGAACACAAAAGCCACCUCGAUGUCCUGAAGGGAAUACUCCUGCAGAUGGUAGAGGCCGAGGAUUAUAUAAUCCCAUAUUGCUACCAGGAAAAGAUCACCAGUGGAGGCUCCAUCCUCAUAGAUGCAAAACUGGCUCAAAAGCUCAUCAAGACAUUCAUUGAGUUCUCUGUACGACACUACAUCGUGAUUGACGGAGUAGAUGAAUGCCAUGGAGCCGAGAUUCAACAAACCGCCAAGUUCUUCAAGGAUUUGGUGUCGGCAUAUGACACGCAAAUUAGAUUGGGUCACCUGAGAGUUCUUUUCAUCGGCCGAGAAACAUCUGAUGCCAAGAAGCAUAUACCUGGAGACGAUUGCUUCGGUAUAGUACUUAGGCCCGAAGACAACCAAGACGACAUUAGGGCUUUUGUGCAGAAAAAACUUCCGGAGUUCUCGAGAUCAAGUCACGGUGUUGGGUUCAGUCUUUCUGAGGCUGAUAAAUCAGAUGUUGAAAGAAUACAGGAUACCAAAGGUGAUUUGCUCACCCUUCUCAGACAAGGGAUACUCCCCACGAAGCUUGGAGACAUGUAG